Mercurialis annua (annual mercury) is the source of this 4050-nucleotide messenger RNA. RefSeq lists its product as uncharacterized. Gene Ontology annotation, cellular component: endoplasmic reticulum. Gene Ontology annotation, molecular function: ubiquitin protein ligase activity; ubiquitin-like protein conjugating enzyme binding. Gene Ontology annotation, biological process: ubiquitin-dependent protein catabolic process. The record is from RefSeq and is a predicted model, not a curated record. The transcript has 2 exons. Lineage: Eukaryota; Viridiplantae; Streptophyta; Magnoliopsida; Malpighiales; Euphorbiaceae. The coding region runs from base 481 to 1755 and encodes 424 amino acids.
UAUACACACAUAAUACCUACAUCUUACAGUACCUAACAUAGAAAAUUUAAGAAAAACAAAGGCAAAAUCCAACUCAGGCAAACCCAUGAUUAUCAGUGGAGUUGGGAUUAUUUUAAUGUCUGAGCUUCCAAGCUUACGGCUUUACUUGUGAGCACGUGUCUUCCGAUUACCAGGUAUUCACCUGCAAUAACAACAUAAAUGUCUCAACUCGGACCCAACUCAGUAGUCUCCCUCCACUCGUUGGGUCUCUCAAAGCUCAUCAUCUAGGUUUUCCUCUUAAGUUAUCAUUACUUUUAUAGUCCUUUAAUAACUCAUUAUUGGGGGAUUCAAUUGGUUUUCUUGAUUUGGGUAUUUGUUAUUUGUGAUAAAGAUUGUUUCUUUUGAUUAACUUGUGAAUUUGCUAAUUGGGGUUUGGUCUGCCUUAUUAAUUUCAACUUCUGAAAUCUAGGGGCGGUUUCUAUUUUAUUAUUCAGUUUUGUGAUGGGAGAGGAGACUUCUAAUGUUGUUAAUCUUGAUUUAAAUCUGGGUCCUGCUCCUGAGGUUGGAUCAUUAUCACUGCAAAGUGAACCACUAAAUUUGGAAAAUUUCAUUCAUGAGCCUAUUCAGGGAUUUAAUGAAGCUUUUAGAAUUCGGGCUUUACAGCAUUGGCGGUUACAACGAUUGCAUAUGCCACAGGAAACGCAUACUCUUUCGGUAGAGUUAGAUCAACUAAUAGGGAGCUCUGGCGAUGUGGGUACUUUACUGCCUGGUGAGGGUAGUACUGCUGCUGAUGAGAGAACUAGAGAGCUGUCAAAGACGUGUGAGGAUAACGGUGGAUUUUUGGAGAAUAACGUGUCUAUGAGAAAAGGCGACGUUGAGGAAGGAAAUGGUAAUUGUGGGAGUUUCUUUGAUUGUAAUAUUUGUUUGGAAUUGGCUACGGAUCCUGUUGUUAGUAGCUGUGGCCAUUUGUUUUGUUGGUCGUGCCUUUAUCGACUAUUACAUGUGCAUUCGGAUUUGAAAGAGUGCCCUGUUUGUAAGGAAGAAAUAACCGUUAAGAAUGUGACACCAAUUUAUGGCCGUGGGAGUAACUCCCGUAAGGCACCUAUAGAUUUGAGUUUUCAGAUCCCCAUUAGACCCCGCGCUAGGCGGGUUGAGAGUUUCAGGCAAGCCAUUUACCGGAAUCCUUUUAGUUUCCCCUUGGAGGAGAUUAUUCGGCGAAUUGGAAGUAGAUUUAAUUUAACACGGGAUUUCAAUCUGUUUCAAAACUCAAAUGGUGCUCCUGAAAUGGUAGAGAGGACUAGUUCCUUUCCAAAUACAAUUAUGACACUUGGGGGAGUUCAAUCCGACCAGAACCCGAAUGUGCCUCUUGAUGACAUAGUAGACCUGACACAUAGUGGAACAACUAGUCCUGAAGUAACACCAGCACGUCGGCUUCGUUCACUGCUACUUCGAAGAUCACAUUCACUUUCUCAAAGACCUUCAGCUCAAACUUCAAUUCCAUCCUCUUCAAAUCCUUCUGAGAGGUUGUUGGAGGCAUUUUUAAGAAGCCAUCCAAUAGGAAUGAAUCAAGAGCAGCCCCAGCCACUGGAUGACAGAGAUUCUUUCUCGAGCAUCGCAGCAGUUAUAAACUCGGAGUCUCAAGUUGACACUGCUGUGGAAAUUGAUUCUAUGGGAACUUUUUCAAAUUCAUCAUCUAGAAGAAGAAGUGACUCCUCGAGAGUGUAUGAUGUCGACAGCGGGGAUUCUCGUGCUCCUAGGAGGAGACGGUUAAACUAAGAAGAGUUCAUCUGGAAAUUCCCCAGGGUGCCAAUAUGUAUGUAAGUGGUAAUACCAUCUCUAUAGUGUUGUUUUGCUUCUGGAGAAAAUUCUCUUCAGAUUUUUUUUUUUCAACUGUCAGAUUUUUCUUGAGAUCAUUGCUUUUAUUUUCUAAAGGAUUUUCUUAUAGCGAAAAGUUGUCCUUAAGCUUCAAAUUUUCUCUGAAAAUAAACUCUGUGCCAACUGCUUAUAACAUAAUAAUAGACUGUUCCAUCACCUUUCUGGCUCUAUCACUAAUACUAGCAUAGGUAUAGGGUUGAUUUAAAAAGUUCAUUAACUGGUAAUUACCUUAUAGGAAAAUAGUUGGUUUAAUUGUGAUUUUAGCAACUAUUUGAAUAGUAUUAUUUAGAUUAUCUGGGAGCAAAUCAGAAAUAUGGAAGUUGCCUAGAAAAUAAUCCGUAGCUUCUUCUUCUUCUUGGAGCUUUUGCUAAUUUUUUACUAUGAUUUCUAAGUUCAAAGCUUUCUUCUCUCCGUAUUAGCAUCAUAAUUUUCACUUCCUCACUGAUCUUUACACAAUUUCACAUCCUUUUUAAACAUAUCAUGUUUGAGCCGCUUAUUGCUCGUGUUGAUGGUUAAAGUACUCAGCCGGAAAAUAAUUUGCAUCAGUUUCUCUUGGAAGUCAUUGAGAAUUAUAUUAAAUCUUUAAAUUAUGGAUGGUAACAUUGUUUUAAAAACCGAACAGGUGGACAAACCGGUGGGCCACCGUUUUCCGGUUUAACUGGUUCAACCGCCAGUUCAACUAGUUGAGUGAAAAAAAAAAAUUAAAAUAAAAAAUAUAGAAUUAGCGAAGGAUUUUAGAUAUUUAGCGAUGAAUUUUUAUGUUUAACAAUCUGUAUGAAAUUGUAACUUGAACUUGUAGCUGUUAUUUUUAAAUGGAACUUGAACUCUUUUGGUUGUCAUUUUCUAUAAUUUCUGCACAGCUGACGGGACAAAAAAAGCCUGCAGAUAUACCCGUCCUGCCAUUUAGCGGGGCAUAUAGUGGGGCGAGGGCAUGUUUUGCCAAAUAGGGAGGGACAGGUAAUGUAAAACCCGCCCCAUACCUGCCUCUUGCCCAUCCCUACUUAAAAGAUGAUAGAUGGGAUUGGGAUAAUAAGUGUGAUUUCUGAAUAUGGCUAUCUUGCAGAUAUGGCAGUUAUAGUAUGUGAAAGUUCCAAGCUGUUCUAUUAUUGUUAGCGCAAAGUCAAUGCGGUUCACUUCUUUCUUACAUUGUGCUGUCUUCCUCAAUUAUUCUCUAUUGUUUUCUUCUUCAUUAUUACCAUCAUCUUGUUUGCUACUAUUCAUUAUUAUCAUCCUCGCUUUCUUCUUGUUCGUGUAACUGACAAAAAGGACUGAAGCGCUGAUAUAUGUUGACUAUUAGAAAUUAUUUAAGUUUAUUUUGUUGUCUAAUUGUUCAUUUGAUUAUUAUAAACCAACACACUUGAAAAAUCAGUUAUGUGACUUCUUUCAUGGGUUGAAUGGCGUAAAAAAAAUUCCGUGAAUUCCACCUUCUUCCAUCUCUGCUUUCCCAUUCCACCUUCAAAGGGGUUCCUGCGGUGCUAUCUGGGAAAAUCAUCUCAUGUUGGCACAAGAAUAUAUAGCGGUUGGAACUUGGAAUGCAUCAGAAGGCAGAGCCAGCUUCUAGUAAGUAAACCUUGCCGAAGGUUCCGAAACAGAAUAGCGAGGUAUAUCUUUGAGGAGUGAUUCAUUGUCUUCCUUUGCUUUCAAGUAUCAGGCUACAUUUGCUUUUCCGCAAAUCAGAGUCGAUGGAAUGGAUGCUUCAUGCGAGAACGUAUUUUGAGGCACGUUCAAGGAAGCUUCAAUAAUAAAAAUUUAAAUCAUCUUCAUAUUACCGCCACAAUGGAUCUGAACCUUUUGCUGCCACCACCAUCAUUGAUACUGGGUAAUCCUUUACAAAAAGAAGUUCUCGUUCCGUAUUCUGAUAGCCAAAGCUAACAACAAGACUCAGUACGGGUGGAAAUAAUGAAGCGGAAAAAGUUAAGAGAUGUACACAGAACUAUAUGCCCUGGUAGUAGAAAUAUUCUAUUGGUCAUAUCUAUUUAUUUCUGAAACAGUUCUUAGGUAUGCAGCUAUAUUGCUCCAUGUUCAAUGCCUAAUCAUUCCUGCAUCAUGCGUUUCUGAAAUAACGACGGCCUCCGUGGCUAAAGGGAUGAACUUGGCGAUACAAUUCUAACCAAGUUAUUCGAAAUUGACUUUAGAAAUAUUUAAAAUCUUUCAGCUACUUAUCAAGUUAAAUACAAGUUUACGUUUGACAGUCUA